AUAUCUCGUAGUCUUCUUCGUUCAUCCACUCAUUAAAUUCAGCACUAUCUCUAAACCAUCGCCUGGUCCUAACUCACCGAUCUAUCAUAUUAUUCGUGCAGCAUAUAAAUUUCGUGGACAAAAAAAAUGGAAACGUUGGGAUUGGGAGGUUAACAGAAAUGAUUUGAUCGAAAUGGUAAAGCAGAUCAGAAAUCACUUGGAAUCUAAAGGAUUGAUUAAAAAACCUAUGAUAUUACUUGGAGAAUCUGUGGCAGGGGGUACACAUAGACAAGAGCUAAUCGAGCAUAUAAAUAAUUUGGGAGGGCAAGUGACUCAUGAUGUUGCAAGAGCGACACAUAUUAUACAUGCUACAAAUGAGCAUAAUUAUGAUGCAGACGAAGAAUGGUACAGAACUUUAGAAAAAAAGGAUGGUAAAGUUUUGUUACAUUGGUGGUAUUACCCAGAUUCAUAUGACUCAUGGCUGGACGAAGCCGACCAUGCAGAUCCUGAACCAAAUCCCAUUCAUCACGGUCCCUGGAACGUAUCAGAACGAUGGCUUAGAGAUAGUGCUGAAUUUAAUGA
Molecule: messenger RNA, 561 nt
Organism: Racocetra persica
Lineage: Eukaryota; Fungi; Glomeromycota; Glomeromycetes; Diversisporales; Gigasporaceae
Source: the annotation of a GenBank genome assembly